GUUAAAAGGGAAAAUGAAGUACAUUCUGGUUACUGGUGGUGUUAUAUCAGGAAUUGGAAAAGGAGUCAUUGCUAGUAGUGUGGGCACAAUACUCAAGUCAUGUGGCUUACAUGUAACAUCAAUUAAAAUUGACCCCUACAUUAACAUUGAUGCAGGGACAUUCUCUCCUUAUGAACAUGGAGAAGUUUUUGUGCUGGAUGAUGGUGGAGAAGUUGACCUUGACUUGGGAAAUUAUGAGCGGUUCCUGGAUAUCCGCCUCACCAAGGACAAUAAUCUGACCACGGGGAAGAUAUACCAGUAUGUCAUUAACAAAGAGCGCAAAGGAGAUUACCUGGGGAAGACUGUCCAAGUUGUCCCUCACAUCACAGAUGCAGUCCAAGAGUGGGUGAUGAGACAGGCAUUAAUACCUGUAGAUGAAGAUGGCUUGGAACCUCAAGUGUGUGUUAUUGAGCUUGGUGGCACAGUGGGAGACAUUGAAAGCAUGCCUUUCAUUGAGGCCUUCCGCCAGUUCCAGUUCAAGGUCAAGAAGGAGAACUUUUGUAAUAUCCACGUCAGUCUGGUUCCUCAGCCAAGUUCAACAGGGGAACAGAAGACAAAACCUACCCAAAACAGUGUUCGGGAGCUUAGAGGACUUGGGCUUUCUCCAGAUUUGGUGGUGUGCAGAUGCUCAAAUCCUCUUGACACAUCCGUGAAAGAGAAAAUAUCUAUGUUCUGCCAUGUGGAACCUGAACAAGUCAUCUGUGUUCAUGAUGUCUCAUCCAUCUACCGGGUACCCUUGUUGUUAGAAGAGCAAGGGGUCGUAGACUAUUUUCUUCGGAGACUUGACCUUCCUGUUGAGAGACAGUCACGAAAGAUGCUGAUUAAAUGGAAAGAGAUGGCAGACAGAUAUGAUCGCUUGCUGGAGACCUGCUCUAUUGCUCUUGUGGGCAAAUACACCAAAUUCUCAGACUCGUAUGCCUCUGUCAUUAAAGCUUUAGAGCAUUCUGCAUUGGCUAUUAACCACAAGUUGGAGAUCAAGUACAUUGAUUCCACAGAUCUGGAGCCCAGCACCCUGCAGGAGGACCCUGUGCGUUACCAUGAGGCAUGGCAGAAGCUCUGCAGUGCUCAUGGAGUGUUGGUUCCAGGAGGAUUUGGUGUUCGGGGAACAGAAGGAAAAAUUCAAGCAAUUGCCUGGGCUAGGAAACAGAAGAAGCCUUUUUUGGGUGUGUGCUUAGGAAUGCAGCUAGCAGUGGUAGAAUUUUCAAGAAAUGUGCUGGGAUGGCAAGAUGCUAAUUCUACAGAAUUUGACCCUAAGACUAGCCAUCCUGUGGUCAUAGACAUGCCAGAACAUAAUCCUGGGCAGAUGGGUGGAACCAUGAGGCUGGGCAAGAGGAGAACCCUGUUCCAGACCAAGAACUCAGUCAUGAGGAAACUCUAUGGAGACAUAGACUACUUGGAAGAGAGGCACCGCCACCGAUUUGAGGUGAAUCCAGUCUUGAAGAAGUGCUUGGAAGAGCAAGGCUUGAAGUUUGUUGGCCAAGAUGUUGAAGGCGAAAGGAUGGAGAUUUUGGAGUUGGAAGAUCACCCAUUCUUUGUUGGGGUGCAGUAUCACCCCGAGUUCCUGUCCAGGCCUAUCAAGCCCUCCCCACCCUACUUUGGCCUCCUUCUGGCCUCUGUUGGGAGGCUCCCACACUACCUGCAGAAAGGUUGCCGGCUCUCACCCAGGGACACUUACAGUGACAGAAGUGGGAGCAGCUCCCCCGACUCUGAAAUCACUGAACUGAAGUUUCCAUCAAUAAAUCAGGACUGAUCUGAGGCAGUGUGUCCCAGAGGGCUUGGCUGGGUGUGGAGUGGUUUGGAAGAGCUGUUUGGAAUGCUUUUCUGAUGGAGAGUGAUGAAGAUGGCCUCACUAUUGACCAGUUGCCACAUGCCAGCUACCUGUAUAACCUGUCAGCAAAAAGAAAAAUCCCUGGAGUUUGCCAUGGUGCUGGAGGGCGGCCCUCUGUGUCCAAUGACUACCAGACCGCAGGCUUCUCCCUAGCCGGAGGGAACCUGGCAGGCUUCUAUGUCCUUAAUGUGUUCGCCUCAGACCUAGGGGACAAGGGCAGGUGGCAGCUGUGCUUCCUGUGACUACCUGCCUUAGCAGAAACCAGCUUCCAGAGAAAAAUACUUCCGAGGAUGUUGCCUCCUGGACCAGAAUCUAACAUGGGUUGAUGAUACCCAGAACAUUCUCUGGCUUCUUGAGUAAUGACUUAAUUUUUACAUUCAUUUAUUUUGAUUAUCCUGGGGCUCAAGCUAGUGAGCGAAAUGUUCUACCACCGGAGCCACAACUCAGCCUUAGGAGCGCAUUCUUUUCUCUUUUCUUUUCUCCCCCUUUUUUUAUUUUUCCGUUCAAAUAUUUAGACUUCCUUCCCUCCUCCCUAUCCCCUCCCGCUCCCCCACACCCCCUUCUCCCUCUCCCUCCCUGCUUGAGAGAGGGCAGGGAACUGCCCUGUGGGAAGUCCAAGGCCCUCCCUGCUACAUCCAGGCCUAGGGAGCUGUGCAUCCAUACAGAGUGUGUUCUGGCUUUUUAGGAGCGCGUGGAGCCCUGUGAACACCAGUGUGUGGUAAAUGUCUUGAACAUUUCUGAUGAUGUUUGGUCCCUGGCAGCAUUGUAAGUUCUGGUGGGGGUUGUAUUCUGUUUGCUGCAUGGAAAGAUCAGGUUUUGAGUGGUGAGUGGUCCAGGGAGUGUCCAGUAGCUGGUGAGUGGGGCAUGGGAGCUGAAAUUUCAAAACUCGUGUGUGCACGUGUUGAGGAUACAGUGCCUUUUUCUCUUUGAUGCCUACUCUGAAUGUGGCUGAGAACCUCAAGAAAGGGAGAGUGGAUAACUACUUUCGUUGUCUUAUAAAAUGUUAUUUGUCAGUACUUUAAAAGUACCCUUGAUUGUCUCAUUAGGGAAUUAGGUACCUACCACAUGCCUGUGUUCUGAACACAGACCAUAUCCCUGGCCUGCAGCAUGUACUUCAGUGGGAGAAACUGACAUUGCUAUGGAGAGGAAAGGAAGCCAGACACAGUUGCUCCUCUUCUAGAAUAACUAGCUAAGUUUUCCGAAAUCGGGGUUCCUUGGUGGUGUGCCAAGAGCUGAUCAUCAGCCUGUUCGGAGGUGAAGCCACAGCACCUGCAUGAGCAGUGCUGAGGGAGAGAGGUGGUAGCCCAUGUAUGUUUUAUUCCAGGCCUUAGCCCCCAUCUUCCUUAACCUCACAGGACGCAGCAGCUGCAGGACAGGGACCGCCGCUGCUGAAGCUGCUGCUGAAGCUGCUCCUUUUCCACUGUUAGCACCUUCACCUUCUCUUCCAGCUUGCCCAGCUCUAUCGUCCACUUCUGAGAGGACAAGUGUGACAGUGAUAAUCAGGCUGCCAGUCUUCUUUUCUGGGAUGGGCCGUAGCCUGG
This is a messenger RNA of Microtus oregoni (creeping vole), 3408 nucleotides long. It is a transcript of the gene Ctps1, whose product is annotated as CTP synthase 1. Gene Ontology annotation, cellular component: cytoplasm; cytoophidium. Lineage: Eukaryota; Metazoa; Chordata; Mammalia; Rodentia; Cricetidae. Gene Ontology annotation, molecular function: CTP synthase activity; identical protein binding. The record is from RefSeq and is a predicted model, not a curated record. Gene Ontology annotation, biological process: CTP biosynthetic process; pyrimidine nucleobase biosynthetic process. The transcript is spliced from 18 exons. The coding region runs from base 14 to 1789 and encodes 591 amino acids.